Dendronephthya gigantea is the source of this 2189-nucleotide messenger RNA. RefSeq names its product interferon-inducible GTPase 1-like. Gene Ontology annotation, molecular function: GTP binding. The transcript has 5 exons. The coding region runs from base 13 to 1830 and encodes 605 amino acids. The record is from RefSeq and is a predicted model, not a curated record. Lineage: Eukaryota; Metazoa; Cnidaria; Anthozoa; Malacalcyonacea; Nephtheidae. Gene Ontology annotation, cellular component: membrane.
UUGACGGCGAAUAUGGCGUCAAAGAACAUUGCAUUGAAAGAAAUCAAACUUGAAGCAAACGAUUAUUUGCAUGUGGUCUCAGAGGCGCAAGACGGUGUUAUUGUAAACAUAGCUCUUGUCGGACAAAUUGGAAGUGGUCGACCUAGUUUUGUUAAUGCUAUAACUGGAGUAAAAGAAGAUGACGAGAAUGCGGCAAGACCUGAAGAAAAACGUGCAGAUUCCGAAGUAAAAAAAUUUCUGCCUUACUCUCCACCAAGAAAUGAAAAUAUCCGUUUCUGGAUACUACCCAGUAUUGAUGAUGAGACAUGUUCCCCAAAUUUCUUCGAAUAUGUCAGGGUUCCGGAUUACGAUGUCUUUCUCUUCUUCACUUCUAUUUCAUGCAAUGAACAUCUUUUGAAACUUGCGAAGAAAAUUAAAAACCGCAACAAGCCCGUCUUUUUUGUUCGAAUCACAGAAAGGGACACCCUCUGGUACGAGUUUUCUUACAUCCUGAUGCUAGAAGACAUUAGUUCUUCUAAACUACAUCGCGUUGAUAUUCACCAACAAGAAGAGUAUGAUUUUUACAAACUAAUGAAAGCGAUUGUCAAUGUUUUGCCUUCUGGCAAAAAGGAGUGUUUCAGCCAAAUACCGAAAAUCCAGGAAUUAUUCGCCAUGCAUCAUUUUAACAAGUUCGUGAAAGAAAAAAAUGCGAAGAAAAUUAUGCCUAGUCGUGACGAAAUUAAACAGUUACUUGCCAGCAGUGGAAUCAUGGGAAUGCAAAAUAUGAUGAACGAAAGAUUACAGCGAUGGAAAGACGUCGAAAUCAACCUCGCCACUCUUGGAAAUUCUGGAGCCGGAAAAUCAAGCUUUAUUAAUGCAAUAAGAGGAUUGAAAAGCUCUGAUCCACUCGGAGCCAAAACUGGUCCAACAGAAACCACAAAGGUGCCAUUAUCCUAUCAACAUCCAACGAACGCAAAUAUCCUCUUCUGGGAUCUGCCUGGCAUUGGAACACCAAGUCAUCCCGAAUUCAUAAAGUUUUGUGAAGAAAUAAAAAUUGAAAUCUACGAUACUUUUCUGAUAAUCGCCUCAGAGAGCUUUACAGAAUCCCAUCGCCAAUUUGCCGAGAAAGUGACAGCAAUGGGCAAGCCGUUCUUUUUCAUCCGUUCCAAGAUCGAUCAGGCCAUCGAAGGAGAAAGGCAUGAUUAUCCAGAAACGUUCGAGGAAAAGAAAGUGAUGAAGAACGUAAGGGAAGAUUGUGUCGAAAACGUCAAAAAUAUUAAAAAAGAGGACAUUUUCCUAAUUAGUAACCAUCAUCCAAACAAGUGGGAUUUUGAUGAUUUGAGGAAAGCUAUAUUCGAUAGAUUACCUUCGAGUAUGAGAGAGUCUUUAAUCCUUUCCUUGCAAGCCUGCUCUGUAAAUAUUUUAUGCGCGAAGAUUGAAGUCCUGAAAGAAAGGAGAUUUUUGGCUUCAUUUGCAUCUGUUAUGACAAAACUAAGCCUCGGGCCAUUUUCCCUUUCCAUUGAUAAGAAACGGAUUAUGAAAAAAAUCCAUUUCUAUCGAUUGCAACUCGGAUUUCCCGAGACUGACUCCGAGGAAUACCAGAAAUUGCCCGAAGAAUUGCAAGCAAGAGUACAGAGGUUUGACCUGGAAAAAGUGAAGGAGGGUUCUGGCCAAGAUUUCUUGGAGUGGAUGAGGCUCUUCGACAGCAGUAACAACUAUAAUAUAAAAAUAUGCGGACCGCUUAUAUUAACGAAGAAGCCAUUCAAGUUUGUUGAGCUCUUUUUGGAUCAGGUCUUAGAUGAAAUGGAAGGUACAGCAAAAGCGAUUAUAGACCAUGGGACAGCAAACUGAUCGUGGAAACAAUAACUGUUAUACACACUAAACUCUAAAGAGCAUGCCACUAUCAGUAUGUGAUAUGUUGAUAUAUCUUUUUUAGUUUUCGACCGAAUUAGUUACAGCUAACUUACUCAUCGACGAUAACAUAUUUUGACUUUCUUUAAAAAAUAGAGCCAAUAAUACCUCAGUGAUACUGCAGGAAAACGUUAACUGUCGCAUGCAUGUAUAGCUUCAUAUCACCAGAAGUGACGUUUGCCACAUGCUGGUAACAGCAAAUUACGCAAUGCACAGUGCAAAUGUAACAAAGAGAAUAAAAAUUUUGAAAUUUUAUUAGAUUACCCUUUGCGCUUUCACAACAUUUUUCCGACUUUCCG